CAUACAUACGUUUAAUAAGAAGUGAUAAAAACAACAAUUUAAGAUUGAUGUAUGCACAGUUGUAAUAGAGACGUAUGUAAAAUGAGUCGACUCAAAACAAUAUUUAACUUGUCAAUUAGAGAGUAUCGAACAAGAAAGAAAAUACCGAAAAAUCCAGGUAUUCAGAAAAGAUUUGAAUUAUUUAAGAAUGAGGAAGCUGGUAAAGUUGCCGGUGAAGAAUUAGAUGAACUUAUGGAUCCCAGUUAUUUUGAAUCGGACUUUGCUCGACUCGGAGAUAUGCAUAAGAUGCAUGAAAGAGAAGAGAAGAUGGCCAAGGAUAAGGUUAAGUUACGAAUUGUUGCCAGAAAAUAUUUUAAAGAUGUGCCACCUAGUUUUUUGACCUUUGCUGAGAAACAACAAAUACGAAAUUUAUACGAAAGCGAUCCAUCAGCAUGGACACCUGAAAUAUUGAGCGAUCAUUACCCUGCAACUCCUUCUAUAAUUAGAAAUGUGUUAAAAGCGAAGUGGGAUGUUCGAUCUGUGGACAAGGUUAUAACGUAUGAUAAAGAAGUCAUGAAAAACUGGGAGAAAUUUAGAGCAGGAUCAUUGGCUUUGGAUCCAAAGCUUGUAGAACACCUCAACAAAUUCAAGAACAGGAAAAUCAUAUUAACCGAUAGGGAGGAGAUUGCAAAAAUGCUUGUAAAACCUCCAUUUCAAUUUCCUGUUCCUAAAAGUAAGCUAUUCUCAAGCUUAACAGAACAUUGUCAAACAAAAGAAGAGGAUUCAAAGAACAUCUCUAGCUCUGAAAAUAAAAAUCCAAUGUUAAUAUCAUCCAGCAAAGAGGAAGUUUCAAAAGAAAAGGAUCUCCAACAUUUUCGAGAAAACAUGCCGUCUAGUAAUCUAAUUGAUAAUUAUGAAGCAGCUGAAAUAAAUAAUUUAAAAUCAUUGAAACGGUUGCAGGACGAUAAUUCCUCUAAGCUGAAUGACGGAAAAUCUUUAUCAGUUACUCCCAAAAUUUACUUUAACGAUGAACAGUCUAUCACUAAAACCUCUAAGAAGACAAAAUCCAAACAACCGCGUUGGAAUAACGACCUUUGUACUAUUGAUGAAUUCUUCAAAAAUAGCGUUGAAAAGAUGGAGAAAAAUCCAAGUGUUGAAGAUCAAGUUUUAAUAGAAACCUAUAAAAAGGAUGUGGAAUCAUAUAAUAUUGCUGCAAACAAUAACAAAGGAAGCUCUGAUGUAGAAGUUGAGAAUAAAGUGGGAACUGCUGUAGAUGUAAAAAGGCCAGAUCAAGCAGAUGUGCAGACUUCAAAUAUCGAUGAGAUUGACAAAGGUUUAGAUACUUACAUAAAAGAUAGGCGCUUAUUAGUUGACAAAAAAGAUGACAAUUAUCCUACUGUCAUUAAAAUUCCUAGAAGUAAAUAUAAAGAAGGGAUGACUUACAGAGUCAAAGAUUGUUACUACGAUGAUGAUGGAGAAUUUCUGUACAGAGUACCAGGCUUAAAAGUUUGAAAUACAUAAUAUAAAAGUGUUCUAGAAUAAACCUGUGUGCUUAAUUAUAAUUUGUAAUUUUAAUAAAGCACUCAUACGU
Molecule: messenger RNA, 1570 nt
Organism: Orussus abietinus
Lineage: Eukaryota; Metazoa; Arthropoda; Insecta; Hymenoptera; Orussidae
Exons: 2
Coding region: 52-1491 (479 amino acids)
Cellular component (GO): nucleus
Source: RefSeq, a predicted model, not a curated record